AUGGACCAGGUCUUCGGCGCCGAGUACGUCUUCCUCCACGUCCGUCGCUCCAACCGCGCCGGCUUGAACCUCUACACCUCCACCCUCGGCUACCAGAUCCACGACAUCGAGGCCAAGUACUAUGCUGACGGCGAGGACGCCUACGACAUGCGCAAGAUGCUGCGUCAGCCCGUGCCCAAGAAGCACCACCGCCACCACGCCGGCCGCGGCUGCUGCUCCCACGAAUCCCCUACUGCCGCGGCCGCCGGCUCGUCCCCGACUUCCCCUUCGCCGGAGAAGAAGGCCGACGAACGCGAAGUCUCCAAUCACCGCUGCCAGAUCUGGCGAGCAACCGAGCCACCACUGCAAACCGACCAUGUAGCCCCCGUCGGCCACCCACCCACCAGAGAGGGGCUCCGCCACCACGGCAUGGGGAUGCUGCUCCCCGCCACCGCGCGCUGGGCCCUCCGCCGCAGGCCCGACCGUGGCAAGUGGGCCGCAGCUGGACGAGGCGCUUACCCUCCUUGCAGUCAACGCGAGCCGCGAGCAGAGGAAGCAGCGAGGAUGAGCAGUGCGGGGUCGGCCGGACUUGGAAGGGAAGCAUGCCUGGCGCAGGUGGCGAGGCUGUGGACGUCCAAAUCGGGACGGAUCCGAGGCUGUUGGUCGGGGGCGAGGCUGCUGGACGUCCGGAGCAUGGGCAGCGGCUGA
Triticum turgidum subsp. durum (durum wheat) is the source of this 687-nucleotide messenger RNA. The record is from the annotation of a GenBank genome assembly. NCBI's taxonomy places the organism in Eukaryota, Viridiplantae, Streptophyta, Magnoliopsida, Poales, Poaceae.